AUGCUGGUCAAUACUCUGUUUCAGAAGGUCGAUGUAUUCACUAAAGCUGUUGCAGGACCACUUUGGGAGAGUGCCAUGAAGCUACUUAGCAUCCUCAGAACAUACGACAUCCUUCACACUUCAUUGACGGGUCUCAAGAUGAGCCUAGAUCAGGCACUAGCGCCCGAUGUUGAGGAGGACUGUCAAGUGCAGCCUUCUAAGGCGCCCGCACAGGUGAAGAAAACAAAACCAAGGAACCGUCGACCAAAGCGGAUUCCACAAUACCAAGAAGCCGUCAAGAACGACGGCACCUGCAAUGUGCCUUCCAAACGAGCUGUCUUUUAUGUCUCUGAGUACUGA
This is a messenger RNA of Cladocopium goreaui, 339 nucleotides long. NCBI's taxonomy places the organism in Eukaryota, Dinophyceae, Suessiales, Symbiodiniaceae. The record is from the annotation of a GenBank genome assembly.